Molecule: messenger RNA, 3773 nt
Organism: Microcebus murinus (gray mouse lemur)
Lineage: Eukaryota; Metazoa; Chordata; Mammalia; Primates; Cheirogaleidae
Gene: NUP133
Product: nucleoporin 133
Biological process (GO): protein import into nucleus; poly(A)+ mRNA export from nucleus; transcription-dependent tethering of RNA polymerase II gene DNA at nuclear periphery
Cellular component (GO): nuclear pore outer ring
Molecular function (GO): structural constituent of nuclear pore; protein binding
Source: RefSeq, a predicted model, not a curated record
CAUCGAAGCGCGUCCUCCCGCCCCUUGCGUGUUCAAGCUCCGCGCGCUGUCGGUACUGCAGCUCCACGGCCGGAACUCGCGCGCUCUUCGCCGCUGCUCCUUCUGGUCAUGUUCCCCGCCGUCCCUUCUCCCCGGACCCCGGGUCCCGGGUCCCGAAGGGGCCUGCUGGCCGGAGUCGGGCCGGGCUCCACGCCCCGGGCGGCAAGCAGAAAGGGUCUGUCCUUGGGGUCUGCAGUCAGCUCCCCGGUGCUCUUCUCGCCGGUCGGCCGGCGUAGCUCGCUGAGCUCGCGAGGAACACCUACACGAUUAUUCCCAUACCACUCCAUAACUGAGUCUACAAACUAUGAUGUGAAAACGUUUGGAUCUUCUCUUCCCGUUAAAAUCAUGGAAGCCCUAACAUUAGCGGAAGUUGAUGAUCAGCUGGCUGUUUACAUAGAUGAAGGUGGAUGGGCUUGUCUAAUCUGCAAAGAGAAACUCAUUAUUUGGAAAAUUGCUCUGUCACCUAUUACUAAGUUAUCUGUUUGCAAAGAACUUCAGCUGCCAGCUAGUGAUUUCCACUGGAGUGCUGACUUGGUGGCUCUCUCUUACUCUUCUGCUUCAACAGAAGCACCUUCUACUCAAGCUGUUGCUGUCAUGGUCGCCACCAGAGAAGGAUCCAUCCGCUAUUGGCCAAGCCUUGCCAGUGAAGAUACCUACACAGAGACUUCCGUAGACUUGGGAGGUGAUAAGACUUACAGUUUCCUAACAGCAGUGCAGGGAGGAAGUUUUAUUUUGUCGUCGUCUGGAAGCCAGCUAAUUCGGUUGAUACCUGAGAGCUCAGGAAAGAUUCAUCAGCAUAUCCUGCCUCAAGGGCAAGGCGUGCUUUCGGGAAUUGGUCGAAGGGUUUCGUCCCUUUUUGGAAUUUUGUCUCCUAGUAGUGAUCUCAUACUUUCAAGUGUUCUUUGGGAUAGAGACAGAUCAAGCUUUUACAUCCUGACAAAUUCAAACAUCAGUAAAUGGGAAUUAGAUGAUUCUUCAGAAAAACAAGCACAUAGUUGGGAUAUAAAUAGAGCCCUGAAGGAAAACAUUACUGAUGCUAUUUGGGGAUCUGAAAGUAACUAUGAAGCUAUUAAAGAAGGGAUCAACAUUCAGUAUUUGGACUUGAAGCAAAACUGUGAUGGGCUCCUGAUUUUGGCAGCAGCAUGGCACCCAGCAGACAAUCCAUGUCUCAUCUAUUACUCUCUGAUAACAGUAGAAGAUAAUGGCUAUCAAAUGUCAGAGACAGUCACUGUAGAAGUCACUCAAUAUAAUCCACCUUUUCAGUGUGAAGAUCUGAUUAUGUGUCGGUUGAUGGUCCCAAACUUUUCAAACCAGACUGCUUAUCUGUAUAAUGAAAGUGCUGUCUAUGUGUGCUCCACAGGAACUGGGAAAUUUUCUCUUCCCCAGGAGAAAAUUAUCUUCAAUAUACAAGGAGAUAGUAUUUUAGGUGCUGGUUCCUGUGGUGGUGUUCCAAUCAUUUUUUCUAGAAACAGUGGACUAGUGUCUAUUACUUCGAGGGAAAAUGCUUCCAUAUUAGCAGAAGACCUGGAAGAUUCCUUGGCAUCUUCAGUUGCUGGACCAAACAACGAGAGUAUGGUUUUUGAGACCACUACAAAGAAUGAAACUAUAGCACAGGAAGAUAAAACCAAGUUGCUAAAAGCUGCUUUUCUGCAAUACUGCAGAAAAGAUUUAGGUCAUGCUCAAAUGAUGGUUGACGAGCUGUUUGCCUCUCACUCUGAUCUGGAUUCUGAUUCUGAACUGGACAGGGCUGUUACCCAAAUCAGUGUAGACUUGGUGGAUGACUACCCAGCUUCUGAUCCACGGUGGGCUGAAUCUGUCCCUGAGGAAGCUCCUGGGUUCAGCAAUACAUCACUGAUUAUUCUUCACCAGCUAGAAGACAAGAUGAAAGCCCAUUGUUUCCUUAUGGACUUUAUUCAUCAAGUCGGCAUAUUUGAACGUCUAGGCACUUUUCCAGUCAGAGGGAUGCCGAUGGCAACCCGGCUAUUGCUCUGUGAGCACGCUGAAAAGUUGUCAGCCGCCAUUGUUCUCAAGAACCACCACUCCCGGCUUUCUGACCUCGUGAACACAGCAAUACUGAUUGCUUUGAACAAAAGGGAAUGUGAAAUCCCAUCUAACUUGACUCCUGCAGAUGUCUUUUUCAGAGAGGUGUCCCAAGUAGACACCAUCUGUGAAUGUUUGCUGGAGCAUGAGGAGCAAGUCUUGAAGGAUACAUUGCUGGAUUCCGUGGAAUGGGCUGAGGUGGUGAUCAAUGUGAACAAUAUUCUCAAGGAUAUGCUGCAGGCUGCUAGUCAUUAUCGCCAAAAUAGAAACUCCUUGUAUAGAAGAGAAGCACCACUAGAAAAAGAACCUGAGUAUGUUCCGUGGACAGCAACCAGUGGUCCUGGUGGCAUCCGAACAGUAAUAGCACGCCAGCAUGAGAUUGUCCUGAAGAUAGUUUAUCCACAGGCAGACAGCAACCUCCGGAACAUUGUGACAGAGCAGCUGGUAGCACUAAUCGAUUGCUUCCUGGAUGGUUAUGUUUCUCAGCUCAAGUCUGUGGACAGAGCCAAUGAUCAGGAAAGAUUUAUCAGUCUGGAUGAGGAGUACCUACAGAAAAGAUCAGACCUCUUAUCUCCUCUUCUCACACUAGGCCAGUAUCAGUGGGCUGCUUCUCUAGCAGAGAAAUACUGUGACUUUGAUAUCUUGGUUCAAAUGUGUGAGCAGACUGACAACCAGAGCAGACUCCAGCGCUACAUGACCCAGUUUGCUGAUCAGAAUUUUUCAGAUUUUCUCUUCCGUUGGUAUCUGGAGAAGGGAAAGCGAGGCAAGUUGCUCUCUCAGCCCAUUUCUCAGCAUGGACAGUUGGCGAAUUUUUUGCAAGCUCAUGAACAUCUCAGUUGGUUACAUGAAAUUAAUAGCCAAGAACUAGAAAAGGCUCACGCAACACUUCUGGGUUUGGCAAACAUGGAAACUCGUUACUUUGCAAAGAAAAAAACCCUUCUUGGCUUGAGUAAAUUGGCUGCUUUAGCUUCAGACUUUUCAGAGGAUGUACUGCAAGAAAAAAUUGAAGAAAUGGCUGAGCAGGAGCGCUUCCUACUGCACCAGGAGACUCUGCCUGAACAGCUGCUAGCAGAGAAACAGCUAAAUCUCAGUGCCAUGCCAGUGUUGACAGCACCACAACUCAUUGGCCUAUAUAUCUGUGAAGAAAACAGAAGAGCUAAUGAAUAUGAUUUCAAGAAAGCUUUGGACUUGCUGGAAUAUAUUGAUGAGGAAGAAGAUGUAAAUAUAAAUGAUUUAAAGCUGGAAAUCCUUUGCAAAGCUCUUCAGAGAGAUAACUGGUCCAGUUCAGAUGGUAAAGAUGAUCCAAUUGAAGUAUCUAAGGAUAGUAUAUUUGUGAAAAUCUUACAGAAACUUUUGAAAGAUGGCAUUCAGCUCAGUGAAUACUUACCGGAGGUGAAAGACCUACUACAGGCAGAUCAGCUUGGAAGCUUAAAGUUCAAUCCUUACUUUGAGUUUGUUUUAAAAGCAAAUUAUGAAUAUUAUGUUCAUGGACAAAUGUAACUUUUUCUAAAAGUGGUCAUUGUUUCUGAAAUUUAAGUGUGUCCUUAUAAAAAAUUUUAGGCCUUAAACAAUUAAAAGUUUGUACAAUUUUAUAACAUGUAUAGCUGAGUUUUUUAUACUUUGUAAGGAAGCUGACAUAAAAUAGUUAUGUAACUAUAAUUUUGGUUUUCAGUUAUGACAUUUUAUUUCCUCCU